CGUGGAUGAGCUGUCCACUGCAGUUGACCUGUAAACUCACGCACUGUGUUGACCGACCUUGAUUUUCGUUGUACUUCGGCAACUCGCAGAAUUCAGCCCGGCAUCAAAUAUGACGUACGAAUCGCAAAUCUCGUUCACCUUGGAUACCAUCUGUCCUUGGACAUAUCUUGCAAAGAAAAGACUGGAUGAGGCCCUGCGACGUUUUCGCCAAAGCGAUGACGCCAAUUUUACCACCUUCGUUGUGAAAUAUUUUCCGUAUCAGCUGAAUUCUGACGCCUCGAAAGAGGGGGAGGACAAGUAUUCGUGGUAUAAGAAAUCGCGCUAUGGGGACUCGGAUGAGAAGAUGAAGAUGUAUAUCACAUUGAUGACAGCAUAUGGCAAAAGCGCGGGCAUCAACUUCAAAUUUGGCGGCACUGUCUCCAACACUCUUGAUGCGCACCGAGUCAUCCAGCAUUUCCAGGAAGAAAAAGGGCCCGAGGUUGCGGACAAGAUAAUAAACUCGCUGUAUUCUCAGUACUUCGAGAAUGAGAAAAAUCCUUCAAGCCUCGAAACAUUACUGCAGGCGACGGCAGGCGCUGGCAUCUCAGAGUCCGAGGCGAAGCAAGUCAUUGAAGAUAAAAACGAUGGUCUCCUGGAUGUGAAGAUGUUGAUACGUGAGCAGACGACCGACGGCAUAGACAGUGUACCUUAUGUGGUUUUUGAAGGCAAGAGGCGCGACUUUACACUGGUUGGAGCAAAAGAAGUCGAAGAGUAUGAGAAGGUGUUGCAUCAAGUUGUGAAGGAAAGCAAGUGAGCGGAAGAAUGAAGAGAAAGUAAGAUUGUCCGCUUGGAAUGUGGUCAAUUUUUUCGCAUCAUUUGACAACCGGACU
Molecule: messenger RNA, 869 nt
Organism: Exophiala viscosa
Lineage: Eukaryota; Fungi; Ascomycota; Eurotiomycetes; Chaetothyriales; Herpotrichiellaceae
Product: thioredoxin-like protein
Exons: 6
Coding region: 110-793 (227 amino acids)
Molecular function (GO): oxidoreductase activity
Source: RefSeq, a predicted model, not a curated record